Molecule: messenger RNA, 2550 nt
Organism: Lacerta agilis (Sand lizard)
Lineage: Eukaryota; Metazoa; Chordata; Lepidosauria; Squamata; Lacertidae
Gene: DUSP2
Product: dual specificity phosphatase 2
Exons: 4
Coding region: 160-1122 (320 amino acids)
Biological process (GO): negative regulation of MAPK cascade; protein dephosphorylation; endoderm formation
Cellular component (GO): cytoplasm; nucleus
Molecular function (GO): protein tyrosine/threonine phosphatase activity; MAP kinase tyrosine/serine/threonine phosphatase activity
Source: RefSeq, a predicted model, not a curated record
UAGGAUCCUCUGCGGGUUUGCAAGAGAAGCAUCGCCGGGACUGUUGCGCAAAAGCUCGCCACUUUCCAGCCACUGUCUUCCACCUGUAUUAUUAUUGUUUGAAAUAUCUCUCGAGAUUCCUUUUUGGGGGCUGCUCCGGUUUCCUCCGCAACUGCAAGGAUGGUGAUCGAGGAGGUGGUGCCCUUGGAGAGCUCCGGCCUGGCCACGCUGCUGCGGGACCCCCGGGAGAGCGGGCGCACGCUGGUGCUGGACUGCCGCCCCUUCCUGGCGUACUGCCAGGCGCACCUGCUGGACUCGCGGCCCGUGCACUGGAACGGGCUGUUGCGGCGCCGGUCCCGCGGCCGGAGCGGCGUCAGCCUCGACUGGCUGGUCCCCGACCGGGCGCUCCUGGGCCGGCUGCGCAAGGGCGAGCUGAGCCACCUGGUGGUGCUGGACGAGGCCAGCUGCUCGGCGGCGGCGCUGCGUCCCGACAGCCUGGCCAGACUGCUGCUCAACGCGCUGCUGCUGGAAGAGCGAGCCGGCACCUCGCACAUCUACCUGCUGCAAGGUGGCUUUGAGAAUUUCCAAGCCAAUUUUCCAGAACUGUGCUUGACUUCGCCGACACCUGCUACAUCUCCUCCAUCUCCAUCUCCUGCUCUCCAAAGCCCUGACAACAGCACAGAAGCCAUUACUCCCUUGUAUGACCAGGGGGGCCCAGUGGAGAUUCUGCCAUUCCUCUACCUGGGCAGCUGCUACCACUCCUCCAACCGGGAGGUUCUGGAGUCCCUUGGAAUCACUGCUGUGCUCAACGUCUCCUCCAGCUGCCCCAACUACUUCGAAGGCCAGUUCCUGUACAAGAGCAUCCCAGUGGAAGACAACCACAUGGCUGAGAUCAGUGUGUGGUUCCAGGAAGCCAUUGACUUCAUUGAUUCGGUGAAGAACAGCAGCGGGCGUGUGCUGGUGCACUGCCAAGCUGGCAUCUCCCGUUCGGCCACCAUUUGCCUUGCCUACUUGAUCCAGAGCCGCCGGGUGCGGCUGGAAGAGGCCUUCGACUUUGUCAAGCAGCGCCGUGGGGUGAUCUCUCCCAACUUUGGCUUCAUGGGGCAGCUUCUGCAGUUCGAGACUGAGGUGCUGUGCCAUUAGCCCAGCUGCCCCACAGACCCAGCUGGGAGGGUGGGCGACCUUCCUCUCUGCGGACAAAAAGACUGAUAACGUGUGUUUCUGUUUACAUCUCCAAGCGGGUGCUGCAGCAAAGGACAAUGUUGUGGUUUUUGUUCAUUUGUUUUUCUAUUGCACUAAAUCCUGAGAGCAAAUCCGUUAAGGGGAAGGGAAGCCUUCUGCAGUCAAUGCAGAGUUUCCUCAUCCUUGCUGUUUUGAAAUUGCUCUGCCCGGGUGGCUUCAAUCUCAUGACUACAAAAGCAAAAAAAGUGUACGUCCGGAGUGAAGAAAAGAGGGUGGCUUCAGGUGUGUUGGGAAGCUGUCUUGUCCCUUUGUUGGGGAAGAGCUUUAAGGCCAGAUCCUUCAGGUGAUGCGUUCUCUCACCUUCCCUGCUACAGUCCAAAGCCAGUGCUUAUUGAUCAUUACGGUCCACACCCACCCCAAACGCAAAUAAUUGCAGCUUAAAGCUGUGGCAUCAUUUUCUAGCAAUGGGAAUGCAGCUGUGCUGCAAACUCCUGAUAGGAUUGUCAGAAGGUUCUCUCUUUUUUUGAGAUUGAAGCUACUUGGGGAAGUGAUAACUGAUUAUCAUGAUGCAAUGACAUUGUGCUAAUCAAGCCUUCAGCAGUCUGGUGUUCUCCAGAUGUUUUGGACACUCUGGGAGUUGUAGAUCUGGAGGACACCCAGUUAGCAAAGGCUGGGUUAAGCCAUUGUACCCUAUAUGGUAUGCUGAUGUCAAAGUGAAGUCUAAAAUGUGAACAAGCCAGCGAGAGGCUUAUAGUUGGAUAGCCGUUGCCUGUGUGUAUCUCAACCUUCCUUCGUGGAGCUUAAGGUGGCAUGAACAAGGCUCUUCUCAUUUGAUCCAACGUCUUUUGAGAGAGAGGUUAACCAGAGAGGGUGACUGGCACCUGGUCACCCUGCAAGUUCCAUGGGCUGAGUUGCCCAUUUGGAACCUGAGUCUGCCUUGCUCAUUGUCCAACAGUCUGUUCACCGCUGUGCCAUCCCUUCAGCUGGUGCACUGGGAAUCACUGCUGGGUUGUGGCUAGGCCAAAAGGACAAAACAAGUAUGUCCCUCAAUGCUUGUUUGGACUUAAGGUGAGUCCCAGGCUUGAAAAAGCUGAAGACUUAACUGCAACUGGUCUAAUUCUCCCUUCAGCAUGAGAAUUCAGGUUGGAUGGAGGUGACUUUACAGUCCUAUGGCUAAGGCACUCCAGUAUCCCUCCUUUUCUACAUCUUGAUCAGCAGGAAUUGAUAGCACACUUCCCCAUUUAAAGGCUUCUCUCUGCCUUCUGUCAGAAAAACUGAAGCUUUAAAGACUGAGUAAUAUGUAAGUGAGAGGUCCUUUAAAAAAGCUUGGUUGACUAUCUUCACCAGACUAUCCUCAAGUCAACUGUAGACCAGAUUUGUUUUUUUUAA